AACAAACAAAAAGCGCUAAAUUGCCGCGGAUAUCUUAUAAUAUUCAAUUUCAUAAGAAGAAAAGUGAUUUUGAAAUAAAAGUAAUGUAAUUGAGUUUUUGAUACCAUACUUAUAAAAACGCAUUAAGAAAUGAAAUUUUGGACAAUCAUUGCUGUUAUAGUUGUAAUAUAUAUGUUCUACAAAGAUCAUCAACGAAAAAAAAUUGUAAAGCUUUUAACCUAAAUUAAACUUAUUUAAUAAUUCUUCAAAGUGCGUAAAGUAAACGUUAGUUUACCAGAAAAGGCGCGUACUGCAGAAUUCAUAACAUUUACGAGAAUGAAUUUCUAUGUGUUUGUUUAAAAUUAAGUGCAAUUUCUUCAAGUGCUUGAAACUUUAAUAUUUUGAAAUCACAAAAUAAUAUAAUUAUCUUUUAAAUUCUUAUAUUUUUUAUGACAACGCGUAAUUAAUGAUUUUAAUUUAUAUUCUAAAAUAAAAGUUAUUAUAUUCAUUUAGGUUAUUUUUAUUAAGUAAGAUACUUUUAUUUAUCGUAUUUUCUUUCCAAUUAAACUCUUGGUUUCGAUUUAUGUUAGUUUCUUCUCAUAGAUUGUUAAAAUACCUUCUAUAUAAUUGAAUUAAAAUGGAAUUAAACACACAAAUUUCAUGGUCUCAAUUAACAGAAGAAGAUGAUGCUCUUCUUAAUGAAGCCAUUUGUAUGAGUUCAAAUGAAUUGAGUAAAAUAGUAGACUCAAAUAAAGAAGAUCUAAAAAGCAAAAAUUCAUUAGAAAACAAAUCUUGUACAUCUAAAACACAUAAUGAUCAGGAAAAUAAAGAAGGUGUUAGUUCAAAUGUAGAAAUUGAUAGUAUGUCUGAAUUCAUAGAAAAUCAAACAAAUAAUGCAAUCAGUAUAAAGUAUGAAGAUAAUAUAAAAAACAAACCAGAUGAUGGUUUUCGUAAACGUAUUAGGGAAAAUCAAAUAAAUAAUGAGGAUGCAAAAAUUUCUCGAAUUAGACGUAAUAGUGAUUCAAGUUCCACUACAAAUUCUUCAGAUAGUGGUAAAAGACGAGUAGAAUAUGAAACAGAUCCUAGAGUAUUAGCACGUAGGCAAAAAGAAAUAGAUUAUGGAAAAAAUACUAUUGGAUAUGAUAGAUAUAUUCAGGCUGUGCCUAAAGAAAAACGUACAAGAGAACAUCCAAGAACACCUCCAAAGUAUAUUAAAUAUAGUAGAAGAGGAUGGGAUAGUAUGGUAAGAUUAUGGAGGAAACAACUUCAUCAAUGGGAUCCUCCGCAAGAUAGCAAUACUGAUUGAAAUAAAUUUAUGUUUAAACUUUAUUAUACAAAUAUAUCUCUAUGCACAUUAUAGUUCCACGAUUUUUACAUUUGUAUAAAAUUUGAUAGAUAUAACAGAAUUGAAUGAACAAAAUGAAAUA
This is a messenger RNA of Apis mellifera (honey bee), 1406 nucleotides long. It is a transcript of the gene Slbp, whose product is annotated as histone RNA hairpin-binding protein. The record is from RefSeq and is a predicted model, not a curated record. Gene Ontology annotation, cellular component: cytoplasm; histone pre-mRNA 3'end processing complex. Lineage: Eukaryota; Metazoa; Arthropoda; Insecta; Hymenoptera; Apidae. Gene Ontology annotation, biological process: mRNA transport; mRNA 3'-end processing by stem-loop binding and cleavage. The transcript is spliced from 2 exons. The coding region runs from base 617 to 1285 and encodes 222 amino acids. Gene Ontology annotation, molecular function: histone pre-mRNA stem-loop binding; mRNA binding.